AUGUCUGAUUAUUCAGACUAUUAUAACGGAGGUCCCAGAUUCAGUCCAUGCAGCAAUGCCAAUUUGAAGGAUUUUGCUGAGGUCUUUCUGCCCAAUCUGGUUUUCGUCCUCGGCAUCAUAGGCAACGGUUUAGUGGUUGCUGUCCUGGUGAAGCACCGCAACCAGAUCAAUUUGACCGACAUCUGCCUCUUCAACCUGGCCGUCUCCGACCUCGUCUUCAUCCUCACGUUGCCCUUCUACUCUUACUACUCCGUAGUCGGCAAGUGGCCUUUCGGAGACUUAAUGUGCCACUUAGCCUCUGGCUGCCACAGCACCGGGUUCUUCGGCAGCAUCUUCUUCAUGGUCGUCAUGACACUGGACCGCUACGUGGUCAUCAUGCACGCCCACAAGGUGGCCCACUAUCGCACCCUGAGGGCGGGCGUCGCUCUCAGCGCCUGCGUGUGGACGCUGAGCGUGUGCGUCUCUCUGCCCGCCGUUCUCUUCACGAGGGUCACGAACGACUCUCACGGGGUGGGCUGUCGCUUCGAGCCGGACAACGACGUCUGGAGGCUCUACAACAUCGUCUCCAUGAAUGCAUUGGGUCUUGCCAUCCCCUUGUUGGUGAUGAUAGUCUGCUACUCCAGGAUCAUCCCCAUACUGCUGAACAUGAGGAGCGCCAAGAAGCACCGCGCAGUCAAGCUGAUCAUCUCCAUAGUGAUCGCCUUUUUCCUAUUCUGGUCCCCGUAUAACAUCUCCCUUCUCUUGAAGUUUCUGAAAGCCGAAGACGACUGCGACGCGAAUGCACGUUUGUUGCUGUCGAUAACGGUGACCGAGACCAUUGCUUACUGUCACUGCUGCCUGAACCCCAUCAUUUACGCCUUCGUGGGUCAAAAGUUCAUGAGACGAGUCUUGCAAUGGGUGCCCGGGGUUCUCCUUUGCUCUACCAGAGAGUCUUCAGAUAGUUCAUCCAGGAAAAGCUCCAGGUCCUCCGAUGCCACCUCCAAAUUCAUCAUGUAG
Molecule: messenger RNA, 996 nt
Organism: Pseudoliparis swirei
Lineage: Eukaryota; Metazoa; Chordata; Actinopteri; Perciformes; Liparidae
Product: C-C chemokine receptor type 1
Biological process (GO): chemotaxis; G protein-coupled receptor signaling pathway; immune response
Cellular component (GO): membrane
Molecular function (GO): chemokine receptor activity
Source: RefSeq, a predicted model, not a curated record